UGAUGUAGGGUGCAGAAUCAAAACAGUUAAAUUUGACAGCUCGACAUUGUCCCUCACAAGGAAAAUGUUAUGAAAACGUUCCUGGCAGGCUGAGAAACAAACCGUGAUAUUCAACCAACAUUUUCAGAAAGUGGGGACGAGUUGUGGAGGAAUGCCAUCGCGGGGAAAAGUUUUUUUGGCCGGUUUAUCCGGGAGCGGUUGCAGCGCCUCUACAGCUAGCUGAUUAGCUUCCCAGCUCCAUGGCGAUCUACGGGCUGAACAUUACCAUAUAUAGACCGGGCACGGAGCUCCCUGGCCGGUGAAAUGUAAACGGCGACGGGCUCGGGAGACUGAGAAAGGGAAAGCAAAGACAAAACUCAGCUUGAGAGACCAAAACCACCAUCUUCACCAUGUCAUCCGAGCAGAUCAUCGCCAUCAUCAUGGAUGACAAAACCUACGAGGUGAAUAAAAAGAAGCUGAUCGAGAAGAGCGACUACUUCCGAGCUCUGUACAGCUCGGGGAUGAGGGAGUCCACGGAGGACUCGGUGCAGCUGCAAGGACUCAGCGUCCUGGGCUUGGAGCUGGUCCUGGAGUUCAUCAACACCUCCAAAGUCCAGGUAGUCAACGAGACUCUGGAGGACCUGAUCGAGACCGCCUCCUUUCUCCAGGUCACCUCCAUCCUUAAGCUCCUCACUUCGGAGAUCCGGCUGGAGAACUGCGUGGAGCUGUACAGCCUCUCCGAGGUGUAUGGGACUCACGACCUGCGUACUGCUUGCCUCAAAUACAUGACCUGCUACUACCACCCCAUGCUGAGGCGGCCCGAGUUCAGCAGCCUGGCCUCUGCUGUCAGGGACCAAGUCAAGGAGAUGCGCAUGAAUGGCACUGCCACCCUGGUGGCCAUCGGAGACUUCACCAGCCUGUCCCUGGACGUUCCGGAUCAGGAUGAGCCCUGGUCCAUGCUGAGGUAUGGAGAGGUGGAGCAGCGCUGGAAGCCCCUCGCCAACAACCUCCCUCCAGAUAUGAUCAACGUCAGGGGGUAUGGGUCGGCCAUCCUCGAUAACUACUUGUUCAUAGUUGGCGGGUACAGGAUGACGAGUCAGGAGAUCUCUGCUGUGCACUGCUACAACCCCUGCAGGAACGAGUGGAACCAAGUGGCGCCACUCAACCAGAAGAGGUCCAACUUCAAGCUGCUGGCCGUACAGGGAAAGCUGUACGCUGUGGGAGGCCAGUGUCUGGGCACAGUGGAGUGUUACAGCCCUGAGCAGGACUGGUGGACCUGCGUCUCCUCGAUGCCCGACCCGCUGGCUGAGUUCUCUGCCUGUGAGUGCCAGGGUAUGAUCUACGUCAUGGGUGGAUACACUGCGAGAGAGAGGAACACAAACAUCCUCCGAUACUGCCCCAUCUCUGACACCUGGACAACGUUCCGAUCCUGCCCGGCUCACAUCCGGAAGCAGCAGAUGCUCUCCGUGGAAGACACCAUCUACCUGGUGGGUGGCUACACCCACGAGCUGGACACGGGGCUGUGGCGGCGACGUCCCAGCCAAACGGAGGACGUGCUGACGGUGCAGUCGUACAGCGUCACCACGGGGGAGUGGCUCCAGCUGAAGGAGAACACGUCCAAGUCGGGACUGAACCUGACGUGCACGCUGCACAACGACGGCAUCUACAUUAUGAGCCGGGACGUCAGCCUGCCCACCAGCCUGGAACACCGCGUUUUUCUCAAAUAUAACAUUUUCUCAGACGCUUGGGAGGCCUUCAGGCGCUUCCCGGCUCUGGGACAGAACAUGCUGCUCUGCUCACUUUACCUUCCUAACGUGCUGUGACACGCAGAGCGUCAGGAAAGCUCGAGCACUGUUAACAGACCAAUUAUUGUUGCACUCAUUGGGGAUCUGUGGCGUCAGGGUGUGGUUGACAGUUUGAACGCCUCGUGACCGCCGUGCCUCGGAUUUAAAAACUUGAAAAACGUGCACUACGCUAAAGAUACUGCUGUGGAUGCAAAUGGAAAAGCUAUAAUCACAAGUGUGGCCCAAAGCAUCAUCAGAGGUAGCACCAGUUUGUGCCUCUCAUGUGUUAAAGUCAGCAGUCACCAUUAAAUAAUCACCAGGUGAAGUUUAGAAACCACAGAACCAGCUGCUUUUGCCUUUUGAAGGCAUUUCCACAACCCUCAAAAAGUCUCCUCUGACCAUCUGGAUGAGCACAUGAUGGUUGGAUUGCAGAUUUGAAAGGUGGAGGAACAGCAUACAUAUGGUCAAAAGAGUCUUUUAGGGUCCUGGAAAUGAUGUUUGAGUGUUUCUCAACUUCAUCCCUUUUCCCAAGAUUAACUUUAUCUUGAAGGCAUGUCGAGUGCCAGUCGUCAGACUGAGACUGCAAAGCAACAAUCUCAAAAAAAAAUCACAGAAAGUUCAGCCGAAGUCACAAACUUUAUGAUCACACCUACUAUUUCAUUUUGAUGCCGGCAGUUAGUUCGUCUUUGUUUUUUUUUAAAGACAUAAAUGUCUCAAUCGGAUGGUGACUGUAAACCCCAGAAUACACUGGUCAGGCCCGCCUGAGCAAUGCUUGCACUUCUACCACACGUCAGACUCUUCGUCUAAAAUCCCGCCAGUCUGUUCUAUUGAAACCAUCACGAAACUGAUCAGUUAUUAUUAUUAUUAUUAUUAUUAAUUUAUCGCCAACAUUUUAUAAAUAUAUUUCGGAUGAGAAAAAUAUUUCCAAUUCAAAUAGUGUAAAUUAUAUCACGUACAGAGCUUUAACAACAUAACCUCUUUGUGUGAUGCAGCAUGUGAAAACCAAUCUGAAGUCCAAAUUUCAAAACUUCUAGUUUAACAAGCAAAAUAUUCAUUUUUGUUUCUAUGAAUUUCUUUCAGAGAGACUAAAAAGUCUGCAGCAUCACUGUGGGGAUGAGGUUUCCCUAUAUUUGUAGACUGUGAAGUUAAAAUAAAUUUUUGAAAAACUGGAAAUUAAUUUUGCGCACAGCCUGGAUCCUGCAUAUUUUUCACAUGCUGUGUUACUCUUUAACCUUUACAGCGUGACAUUUCUGUCCACACUCUUUCCAAAAAUCAUUUAACAAAAACACUGAGAAAAUAAACUGAAAGAAAAUAUUAAAUACUGCUUAAUUAAAAAUUUGA
Molecule: messenger RNA, 3104 nt
Organism: Neolamprologus brichardi
Lineage: Eukaryota; Metazoa; Chordata; Actinopteri; Cichliformes; Cichlidae
Gene: klhl42
Product: kelch-like family, member 42
Molecular function (GO): protein binding
Source: RefSeq, a predicted model, not a curated record